Molecule: messenger RNA, 932 nt
Organism: Drosophila mauritiana
Lineage: Eukaryota; Metazoa; Arthropoda; Insecta; Diptera; Drosophilidae
Exons: 2
Coding region: 87-758 (223 amino acids)
Source: RefSeq, a predicted model, not a curated record
AUGCACUCUUCGGCAAAGGAAACCCAUCUGCCGAACUGCCAGCACAAAAAGUCUAUCUAACCCACAAGUAGAUACAAUUAUUCACGAUGCGCACCUUUCUAAUUCUGAGCCUCCUGGCUCUGGCCCGAGGGCAGUACGACUACACUCCAGUAUCGUAUGCCGGAAACGGUCACGGAGGACUGAUCGGCGCGCCCAGCACUGGAGCAGGACAGCUUUCCGAGGCUGUAGCACCCGCCAGCGAGCUCACCAAGGAGUUCUUCAGCUACAGUGCUCCGGAGCACGAGUUUGAUGACCACUCCAACGAGCAGAUCGCUCACUUGCUGAAGAAGAACCUGCGUGUGUUGUUUAUCAAGGGCCCCGAUAACAAGGGACUGGAGCAAGCGGCGCUCCAGCUGGCCACCUCCGCGUCCGCCGACCGCACCGCCAUUUACGUGCUCAACAAGCAGGCGGACGUUGGCGAGUGGAUCACCAACCUGAAUACUAUCCGUAACAACAACAGCCGCAAGCCCGAGGUUCACUUUGUGAAGUAUCGCACGCAGAGCGACGCGGAGAACGCCCAGCGCACUAUCCAAGCCCAGUACGACUUGCUGCCGGGAGUUUCCACCAACUACAACGGUGGAUCCUCGGUCCCCGUCUUGGACUUUGCGUCUAAGGUCAUUUCAAGUGGAACUGACGACGGGAAUGCGGUCGUCCGCGAAGUAAGCCAGAACGCACCGUCGACAAGCCCGUACUUGCCACCUUCUCGCGAAAAGUAUUAGUUCAAACGCAAAAUAUUCAGUAUAAGGUGUAAUAUUAUAAUGUUUCAAUGUCGUGUAAUCUGGAAAGGUUAGCCAUGACUAUAUGCAAUCAUCGUGCCACCGCGACCACAAUAUGUACAGGAAGUAAGGAAAAUCUUUUAUUCCUAUAAUAAUAAUUUGUUCUUAACAGCUUUA